CGCGACAUCUUUUUGGCUCUUCUAGGAACCAUUUUAAGCUUUGCCGACCCCAUCACUGAUAUUCUCACAUUGGUGGAAUUCUACCGCGCAGAUCACAAGAAAUGGUUCACCGUGGGGCUUGUAUUCAUUGUUUUUCCAUGUUCCCUUUAUUUCCUAGUUCAUUGCACACUCAAUUUAUACAAAAACUCGUCCAGUAUCAAACUGAUUCUCACGCGAGCGUUCCUUUUUGGUUUUCAUCCAUUCUGUCCAGCUUUGGUGAAACUAAAAGUGCUUAUUUGCGACCUCAAGAAACUCUGGAGGAGCAAUGAAAUCCAACAUUUGAUAAUGAAACCAGCGGCGAGGAAGAAGACGAUGUUCACCUACGGCGUGACGACAGUAGAUAUUUUCUUCUGUUCGAGGCCGCUUUUGAAUCGGCUCCUCAGUUCAUUAUCCAGUUAUACGUCAUGGCUGUUCAACAGGAAUCGGUGACGAUUGUUCAAAUA
This is a messenger RNA of Porites evermanni, 482 nucleotides long. Lineage: Eukaryota; Metazoa; Cnidaria; Anthozoa; Scleractinia; Poritidae. The record is from the annotation of a GenBank genome assembly.